AUGUCUGCUCUCCGCUUCGCCACCGCUGCUGCUCGGAGAGCACCUCGGGCCCUCUCUCUUGCCAGGCGCGGCUACGCCGAGGCCGCGCCGGACAGGCUCCAGCUUUCCCUUGUUCUCCCCCACCAGUCCCUCUUCACCUCGCAGGAUGUCGUGCAGGUGAACCUCGCGGCCGCGGCCGGUGACAUGGGUAUCCUCGCCAACCACGAGCCCACCAUUGAGCCUCUCCGCCCUGGUGUCGUCGAGGUCAUCGACUCGGGCAACGCGUCGAAAAAGUGGUUCGUCUCUGGCGGCUUCGCGACCGUCCACCCCAACAACAAGCUUACCAUCAACGCGGUGGAGGCCGCCCCCCUCGAGUCCUUCUCCACGGAGGCCGUUCGUGCGAACCUCGCGGAGGCUCAGCGGGUGGUUGCGGGCAACGGAUCGGAGGCGGACAAGGCCGAGGCUAGUGUUGAGGUCGAGGUGUACGAGGCGCUGCAGCACGCGCUUGUCAAGUAA
Epithele typhae is the source of this 495-nucleotide messenger RNA. Its product is annotated as epsilon subunit of F1F0-ATP synthase N-terminal domain-containing protein. The record is from RefSeq and is a predicted model, not a curated record. NCBI's taxonomy places the organism in Eukaryota, Fungi, Basidiomycota, Agaricomycetes, Polyporales, Epitheliaceae. Gene Ontology annotation, molecular function: proton-transporting ATP synthase activity, rotational mechanism. Bases 1 to 495 code for a protein of 164 amino acids. The transcript has 4 exons. Gene Ontology annotation, biological process: proton motive force-driven ATP synthesis.